AUGUCCUCCCGCACCCUCUCAGCCUCCCGCACACUCGCGUCCCGCAAACGCGUCAAACUCGACGCAUCGAUAUCGUGGGUGCGCUACGCCUCAAGCGACGCAACACGGCCCUACCAAUUUCACGUCGGCGCGAGCUGGCUAGCCAAGCCUGCGGACCGCGCCACGCGCAAAAACACUACGCCGUUCGCGCCGGAAUCGCCCAUCGGAAAGUGGAGGGAUGAGACGCUCACACUAGGAGGGCCGUCGAGCUCGCGGAAGGGCGCCGGAGAAGACUUUUUCUACAUUCAAGACAUGCGAAAUCAGUCGGGUCUUUCCAUCGGCGUGGCGGACGGAGUGGGAGGAUGGGUGUCUAGUGGUGUAGACCCGUCACGAUUUUCGCAGGCGUUAAUGUACUACGCGCAACAAUAUGCGGCACAAAGCUGGCCAGGAGAACCAGAAACAGAUCCAACUCAAGAGGAGGUGGACCGGAAGCCUGUGGAAGGCGUGGAGCUCAUGCCUAAGGAGUGCUUGGAUCUGGCACAUAAAGCUGUGUUAAAGGACAAGUCUAUCAUUGCCGGGUCAAGUACAGCAUGUCUAGUGAACUUCAACGCAGCACUAGGGACAAUGCGAGCCGCGAAUCUUGGAGACAGUGGUUUCCUUAUCAUUCGCUCUUCGUCCGUAUACUAUAGGCAACGAUCACAAACACACUUCUUCAAUUGCCCAAAACAACUAGCCAAGCUCCCGUCAUUCAUGGGUUCCACUACCGGCAUGACCGACUAUGCCGAGGCGGCCGACGAGUACGAGACGAAGCUACGAGACGGCGAUCUCGUGGUACUAUACACGGAUGGUCUGUCCGACAACGUCUUCAACUCGGAGAUCACAGCUAUCUGCAGUCUCGUCGCACGCGCCGGUGGACCUGAAGAACAGCAGGUGCAGACGAUGGCGGACCGGAUAGUUGACUAUGCGCGCAGCUGCAUGAACAAUAUGUCCCGUGUCAGUCCUUUCGAGAAGGCAGCGACAAAAGCAUCACAAAAUUGGUACGGCGGGAAGAUGGACGAUGUCACUGUCCUAGUAGCCAUGGUCCGCGAAGUAUUAUGA
Messenger RNA from Peniophora sp. CBMAI 1063, 1077 nucleotides. NCBI's taxonomy places the organism in Eukaryota, Fungi, Basidiomycota, Agaricomycetes, Russulales, Peniophoraceae. The record is from the annotation of a GenBank genome assembly.